This is a messenger RNA of Ilex paraguariensis (yerba mate), 1286 nucleotides long. NCBI's taxonomy places the organism in Eukaryota, Viridiplantae, Streptophyta, Magnoliopsida, Aquifoliales, Aquifoliaceae. The record is from the annotation of a GenBank genome assembly.
CUGCCUUGUAUGUCUUCAUCUGUAUAAAGUUUUAGGGACGAAUUUACCUUAGUCCAGACCAGACCUUUCCUCAGGAAGAAACAACUGGAGUGUUCGCGGGCGAGAGGACUGGCUACUGUUUGACUGUUUUGUAUUCUGCAAUGUCUACAUUUGGUGCUCCAUCUAUUGCGAAUCCAAAUCCAAACAAGUCUGUUGAGGUGGUCCAACCUCCCAGUGACUCUGUGUCGAGCCUUUGUUUCAGUCCCAAGGCCAAUGUCCUAGUUGCGACUUCAUGGGAUAACCAGGUACGAUGUUGGGAGAUAAUGCGGAAUGGGACUACUGUUGGCACUGUGCCCAAGGCAUCAAUAUCACAUGACCAGCCGGUUCUAUGCUCCACAUGGAAGGAUGAUGGCACAACUGUCUUCUCUGGAGGCUGUGAUAAGCAAGUGAAGAUGUGGCCAUUAUUAUCUGGAGGCCAACCAGUAACCGUGGCCAUGCAUGAUGCUCCGGUCAAGGAAAUUGCUUGGAUCCCAGAAAUGAAUCUCUUAGCCACAGGAAGCUGGGACAAGACUCUGAGGUACUGGGAUUUGAGACAGCCAAAUCCAGCGCAUGUUCAACAACUUCCUGAGCGCUGCUAUGCACUUUCAGUGAGACAUCCUCUGAUGGUUGUUGGAACCGCAGAUAGAAAUCUUAUAGUUUUCAACUUACAGAAUCCUCAGGUACUGGAAGAGGUUUAAAAGUAGGCUGUAGACUUGUUCAAUCAUUUGAAAUAGUAGUAGCAUAUAGAACACUUUAUUAUUAUUAGCUGUCAUUAUGACCUGUAAAACUCUGCUUAAGGCACUACUGGGCUGAAUAGUAACUUAUGAUUUGAAUGAUAUGGGUGGUGGGACUCGUGCAAUCUGCUCAAACUUUAAAUGCAAGUCUUUCUCGAUUGGAUUUUUUUUUCCCGGCUAAGCUGCCAUUCUUAGUUGUAUCUCUUUGUUAUUGUUAGUACUCUUAUUAUAGAUUGUUGUACUCGUCUAUGACUUAAAAUUAGGAAAUUUUGACUCUUAAGACUAUCCUACAUCAUCUAGGACUCUUAAUAGAAGAAUAAUAAAAUGAGUUGACCAAACAUGUGACCCAUGGGUUAUUGAUUUGAAAUAGUCGAAACAUUCGGAACGUUUCUGUUUUCAAGGAGACCGAAACAAAUUAGUGAUAGAAUCAAAAUUGUAAUACUCCGAGGUGUUCCAUAAUGUUUUAAAUUUUUUUUUUAUAUUUCAAUGCAUUUGCACAAUUAUUUCAGAAUAUUUUAAGGUAUUUCAAGAUAU